UUUUUUUUUACAGAACGCACCAUAUUAAUAACUAUUGAUCACCAACCGUGAAGUUAUUGAGUUAAUGGUGAUAAGAUACUGGUCUUCCGAACCUGUAAAACCGUAUAUACAAAGGUCACUCACAAAUUUACACACACCUCUCUCUUGUACGGUGCCUCUCUACGACGGUACAAUAAAGAUUCUAUAGAGGGAACAAAAUACAAGUAACGCUGCAAGAACGCCAUAAAUCUAGGAUUACGUAGUAAAUUAUUAGCCAUGCUUGAUUGCAUAAUUUUAAUUAGUCAAGGAUAUAUUAUAAUAUCAAAAUCUUACGGAUCAGAUUAGAACGAGUUUUCACAGGGCCGCAGAGGGAGAAUUCCUUCAGAGUUAAUCAAAUGUUUACAAAUGUUUUUUAUUGCCAAUCUCUUAUAACCCUAGGUGUUCUUUUUUGGUACACUCCACGCACGGAGUAGACAGAAUCUAAUCAAUGAUUAUUGAUCACCAACCGUCUUUCGAACCUGGUGACAAGCGUCCUUCGAACCUGUAAAACGCCUUUUCGUACACGCAACCUGUUCAUAAACUAACCAUAAACAGGUCACUCUUUCUCACACACGCAAACGUUUUUUUGCUGUUGACCCUUGUUGGGUUGCCACGUUUCCUCAAUGAUUCUAACGAGCAGAUUUCACACCAAACCAAGAUUCCCGCGAUUGAUGAUGGAGUUUACGUCCGAGAGGCGUAUACACGGGCAGGGAAUUCUUGGAAGUUUUUGCCGUUUCCCCGCGAGACAAUCGACGUUGGCAAUUGUAGGGACCUUAAUCGUGUGUACUUGGCUUCUUUCCCAGAGAUUAUCGUGCAAUCCUGACCCUGAAUACUCUAAAGAAAGAAACAAACGUGAUACGACAAGCGACCGCAUAGAACAAACACAUAGAGCCACGCCGCCAGUAUCAACAGCGACCCCGAUAGACCCUAGUAUCUUCGAGUACAUCGAAGAGCCACCCGCGGGUAACGGGACGAGUGCUGAAGAAUGGGCCCGACUACGUCACUUUCUGUCUGUCCAGGGCACGGUCUGUGAGGACGUGAGACGGUGUGGAGGCGCCAAGGCUCAGCUUAGUUUGAGCUCGUCUAGAACGUGGGGCCCAGAUGGCGCAUGGGACGUGUGCUUCGACAAGGACGCGGGGCUUACAGAGUGGCACUGUACAGUCUACUCCUUUGGAAUCUCAGAUGACUUCUCGUUCGACGACUGUCUUGGAGAGUACGGGUGUCACGUAUAUUCUUUCGACCCGACAAAUGGAAUGGAGGAACAUAGACGAUCAGAUGGAGUCUACUUCUACGACACAGGUCUAUCCACUACAGACCAAGAGCGUACUAACGGCUCGGAAUACGACCGGCAAGAUAAAGAUAUGUGGAGGGCAAGGACACUCGCAAGUAUCGUCAAAGAGCUCAACCACACAAAGAGGCUGAUCGACGUGGUCAAAAUAGACAUUGAAUGGGACGAGUGGAACUGCCUGCCUCAGAUGCUCGCCGACGGCACCCUUCGCCGCCACGCCCGUCAGCUUGUCAUCGAGUUGCACUGCUCGGAUAAGGACCCCUCGGCCUUGCGCAAAUACUACAGCACCAUCCGAUGGCUGCAGCGGCAGAGCUUUGAGGUGGCCAGCAUGCACAAGAACCCGACCAACGGCGACUGCUUCGAGAUGCUCUUUAUAAACACCAGAAUUCGGAAGAGAAGACGCUUGAAACUACUUAAGAAGAGAGCAAAACAAGGAAAACCAGCGAUCCUUUAGUGGGCAAGCGAGAGACAGUGAGGGAUAGUGGCCAGGGGAUAUGUACAUAUAUGACAUUUCAGUGUUACAGCGCGCAGGAGUCUUCCCAGGGUUCCAACACAGGGAAAUCGGGACUGAUAUUCACCAGAUACGAUAUCGAGAUCGAAGUUUUGGGUCUCGACUGCGCGUGCAAUUGAGAAUGAGUAUAUUUCGCAACUCUUCGACUGGGCUUGCUUAAAUAACUACAGUUAAUCUUGUCUACCAAAAAAGACAUUUCAACUUACAACUCAUAAAACAUUCACUCUGCAAAGGAUUAGCAGCUUAUUUGAAAUAAACCAAGCUUCGCAAGCAGUCCAAUGUAACACACCUUACAUCCACGUCAUCCACGACAUCCACGACAUCCACGUCCUCAGGCAUCUCGAUUUUUAUGACGUCACGUCUAGGUGUCCGUCAUUUUGAAUACGAGAAAAAACGGGAAAAACCCACAUAGAAUCCGGAAUCCACAUACUAAGAUCCGGAAUCGAGAAUCCUAUUGGAGAACAUGUCAUAGGGCGAUAUUCAAGUGUCUUGGUGAUAUCCUGGAGGGUCUUAAUGAACGCACGAUGAAUGACCGAUGAAUAAUAACCUGGAGGAUUAUUGGGAUCCAAUUGCCUCUACGCAGCAC
Messenger RNA from Nematostella vectensis (starlet sea anemone), 2403 nucleotides. RefSeq lists its product as uncharacterized. NCBI's taxonomy places the organism in Eukaryota, Metazoa, Cnidaria, Anthozoa, Actiniaria, Edwardsiidae. The transcript has 6 exons. The record is from RefSeq and is a predicted model, not a curated record. The coding region runs from base 642 to 1760 and encodes 372 amino acids.